GGGCGCCCACGGGGGUCACAGAGCACUCCCCCCCCCCCCAGCAGCCCCCCAGGGGCCGUGUGGGGCAGGCGGCCGCAGGCGCUUUGCAGCCGGCCUGGCCCCCUCCCUCCCUCGGCCGGGCUUUGCACACGAGUCCCCGCCACUUCACACGGGCCAAGGCCACCGGCCGCCACCAGCGCGGCCACGCGCCACCGGGGGCCACACGCCACCGGGGGCCACACGCCGGGGUCACCCAGCCUGGCCCCCCGCCCCGCAGGACGAUGGCAGCCGGCGAGGAGAAACGGCACCUGCUGAGCGAGGGCGCAGGCGGGUCCCGCCCGGGGGCUGCGCAGAGGAGCGGGCACAGCCCGGGGCAGGGGCAGGGGCAGGGGGCUGCCCUGGAGCUGGGGGCACGGCGCGGCCGGCACUGCCACGCACAGGGGGUCACCGGCCACCCCGGCCAGCAGCAGCGGGCACGCAGGAAGCUCUACCUGGCCGCCGGCAUCUGCCUCGUCUUCAUGGUGGGGGAAGCUGUGGGCGGGUACCUGGCACACAGCCUGGCCAUCCUGACGGACGCAGCCCACCUCCUGACGGACUUCGCCAGCAUCAUGAUCAGCCUCUCUGCGCUUUGGGUGUCCUCACGCCCCCCCACCAAAACCAUGAACUUUGGCUGGCACCGGGCAGAGAUCUUGGGCGCCCUGCUCUCCGUGCUCUCCAUCUGGGUGGUGACAGGCGUCCUGGUCUACCUGGCGGCCCAGCGCUUGCUCUUGGCCGACUACGACAUCGAGGGCAGCGUCAUGCUCAUCACCUCUGCCUGCGCCGUGGCCGUCAACAUCGUGAUGGGGGUGGCUCUGCACCAGACGGGGCACGGGCACAGCCAUGGGGCAGCUGGCGAGCAGCCCAACCCCAGCGUCCGUGCCGCCUUUGUCCACAUCGUGGGGGACCUGCUGCAGAGUGUCGGUGUCCUCAUCGCAUCCUACAUCAUCUUCUUUAAGCCCGAGUACAAGUAUGUGGAUCCCAUCUGCACCUUCCUCUUCUCUGCACUGGUGCUGGGGACGACACUGACCAUCCUCCGUGACGUCCUCCUCGUCCUCAUGGAGGGCACCCCCAAAGGGAUGGACUUCAACGCUGUGCAGGAGACGCUGCUGGCGGUGGCGGGUGUGGAGGCCGUGCACAGCCUCCACAUCUGGGCGCUGACAGCAGCGCAGCCACUGCUCUCGGUGCACAUCGCCAUCAAUGCGGGUGCCAGUGCACAGGAGGUGCUGGAGGAGGCCAGCUCCCGGCUGCAGGGCACCUUCCGCUUCCACACCACCACCAUCCAGGUGGAGAGCUACUCCGAGGAGAUGCGGGACUGCCGGGAGUGCCAGCCCCCCCGCGACUGAGCCCCCCCGGCAGCCCCCUCGUGUCCCGGGGGGGGACUUUUUAUGAAUGGAAAAUAAAGCAGAGCACAGGGUGUGUGCAGGGAGGGUUGUUAGGUCCGGCGGCGCCGGGGUGUUAUCUCAGGUGCCUGAUAGAAGCAAAGGCAGCAAG
This is a messenger RNA of Falco peregrinus (peregrine falcon), 1509 nucleotides long. RefSeq names its product solute carrier family 30 member 2 (gene SLC30A2). The transcript is spliced from 8 exons. The record is from RefSeq and is a predicted model, not a curated record. Gene Ontology annotation, molecular function: zinc ion transmembrane transporter activity. NCBI's taxonomy places the organism in Eukaryota, Metazoa, Chordata, Aves, Falconiformes, Falconidae. Gene Ontology annotation, biological process: response to zinc ion; zinc ion transmembrane transport. Bases 261 to 1361 code for a protein of 366 amino acids. Gene Ontology annotation, cellular component: plasma membrane.